Messenger RNA from Prunus avium (sweet cherry), 1908 nucleotides. NCBI's taxonomy places the organism in Eukaryota, Viridiplantae, Streptophyta, Magnoliopsida, Rosales, Rosaceae. The record is from RefSeq and is a predicted model, not a curated record.
AUGGCGAAACAGUUCAGGAAGAAGUCUGAACAAGAGAGAUUGCGUGAUCAAAGAGAAAGGGAGCAAUUGGACCGUAAUAUAAGGGAGCGGGACGCAGCAGCAACGCGAAAGCUAUCAGAGCAAAAGCAGGCUUUUGCUACUCGGAGAAGCAAUAUUGUUGGCGACGUUGAAACUUUAAGAAAAGUUUCAAGACAAGAAUAUUUAAAGAAAAGGGAGGCAAAUAAAUUGAAGGAGCUUGGAGAAUCUAUAGAAGAUGAGGAGUACUUGUAUAAAGACGUUAAGCGUACUGAAGCGGAAUACAAUCGAUUAAGUUACGAGAAGAAAAUAUAUGAGCUUGCGACGAAGCAUGAGGCUGCUACUCAUCAUGAUCAUGAUCAGUACUACAGGAUUCCGGAACCCCAUGACGAUCAUGAGGGCGGUGUUAAUCAGGAGAAGCGAUUCUCGGUGGCUUUACAACGUUGCUGGGAUGAUGAUCUGAAUGCCAGGGAUAAAAAAUCAAACCCUUUUGCUGAACAGAAAGCUUGGGAGGAUCAGCAAAUUGGGAAGGCAACAUUGAAGUUUGGUUCGAAAAACAAAAGGCGGAAAUGUGAUGACGAGUAUGAUUUUGUAUUUGAAGACCAGAUUGAAUUUGUCAAGGCGUCGGUACUACUGGAGGGUGAUCAGAUGAUUGCUAACGGUAAUGGUGAUGUCGGGAAAGUGCAACCAACCCAUGAGUUGGAUAAGCUGCGGGAGGAGAGGAAAACAUUACCUAUCUACUCAUUUCGUGAGAGGUUGCUCCAAGAUGUUGAAAAAAAUCAGAUUCUUAUUAUUGUUGGCGAAACUGGAUCUGGAAAAACUACACAGAUACCUCAAUAUCUACACGAGGCCGGGUACACUAGGGGAGGAAAGAAGAUCGGGUGCACACAACCACGGCGAAUUGCUGCAAUGAGUGUUGCUGCCAGGGUUUCUCAAGAGAUGGGUGUCAAGCUUGGGCAUGAGGUUGGUUAUUCCAUCCGUUUCGAGGACUGCACCUCGGAGAAGACUGUUUUGAAAUACAUGACAGAUGGAAUGCUGCUGCGAGAAUUCCUUGGUGAGCCAGAUUUGGCAAGCUACAGUGUGGUGAUGGUGGACGAGGCUCACGAGAGAACACUGUCAACGGAUGUUUUGUUAGGAUUGCUCAAGGACAUUGCACGAUAUAGACCUGAUCUUAAACUGAUCAUUUCAAGUGCUACUCUUGAUGCUGACAAGUUCAGUGAUUUCUUUGAUUCCGCCAAGAUUUUAAGAAUCCCUGGGAGACGGUAUCCGGAAAUAAGGCAGUUGAAGGAAAGGAUAGGAGCGUUAACAGCAGAACUGGAAAAGACAAAAGCUGAUAAUGUUAAACUCUAUGGAAAGAUUCGUUAUGUUCAGGAUUACAGUCUUGAAAAAGUAGUUUCUAGAGGAUCAAAAAAGCCUGCAGAGGAUCUUGAAGGUGGUUUCUCCUCAGAUGUUGAAUCCAAAUACAAGAAGAUAUAUGAGGAUGACAUAAAUCCUUUUGCAGCCUUCUCGAAAAAGGAAAGGGAUCAAAGGUACAAGGAGUUGGGUUUCAGGGAUAGAAUUACACUUAGCAGCGGACGUUUUCUUCUUGGCAACAAGUAUGCUCGGACUUUUGCAUUUUUCUACACUAUUGGGUUGCAUAUACUGGUGUUCACCUGUCUCUACCGAAUGUCAGCUCUGAGCUAUCUUAGCAAUGGUCAGGAGGAUGUAAUUAUUGGCGAUAAACAAGUGAACCUCCCACAUGCGCUCUAGAAUUACAUGACAAAAUAUGUAUAUAAACCGACCAAAAAUUUACCGAACGUUAUGGUAUUCUUUAAGUUUCUUCCAGAUUUGAUUAUAAGGAUAUUGGGAUUUUCGUUUAUUUUCUAUAAAUUUUUUGGUACCGUUGGAGAUAUA